AUGACAACGAUGGCAGGUCCACGGAAGAUUAUUUCUAUUUAUGAUUACCCGGAACACCUAAAUCCGUUCCGAGAAGAAGACAACCACAACAAGAUUAGGUUCUGGACUAUCGGGCGUAAACUCAGUCGUUCCAACAGUAUCACUUUUAAGGACCUCAAGAACUCAUGGUCCUUAAGAUCGUUCAUGAGGAAAGGAAAGAAAGAAAAAGCGGAUAGCAAAACAAAUAAUCAACCUAAUGGAGACAGUAGUCCUAUAAUAUACAGGCGGGCCCUUCAAUAUUCGACAGCGGCUGGUGCACGCAGCACUGUGAGCUCACCGGAGCGUGCAGACCGCUACAUGUACGGUGGUUCGGUCACACCUUUGCCGCGCUCGCGAUUUCAAGAGCGGUUACGGAGCCCUAGUCAAUAUGAAGUCAGUUCUAUUAGUACUACACCUCGCAUGGCACGUAGCGACAUAACCGGGUCGCGACUAAGCGUGGAGAGCACCAACCCCUUCGACGAAGCGCCAGUUCCUCCAGUCCGUGCUUCUCGACGUAAGAAAAAGCGAGCACCGCUGCCUCCACCAGACACCACUGUAUCAGCUGAUAUUACGGUGAAAGAGCAAAUAGAAUUAAGAACAACUGAAACGAAGGAUCAGCAAGAACCUAAUAAAAUUGUGGACGAUGAAAUAGAGGACGUAAAUUUGAAUAUUGAGCUAAAAAUAAUCGAGGAUGAAGAUGUCAAAAAUAAAAGUUCUCUGACAACUAGUGUUACGAACCAAGAUAUUUCUACAGAAGAAAAAAAUAUAGUUUCUUCAGACGAUACUGAAGAUAUAGAAAAGAAAGUCAGCGCAGAGCUAGAAGAUAAUAAUGUUAAAGGUGAACGAACAUCCGAAGUAAAAAGUGCCGAUUCUGAAGAUGAUAUAUUAAACAUGGUGAAUUUUCCUAAAGUAGAUAUAACUAAAUACAGAAGAAAUUCCAGCGUAAAUGAUGACGAUAUCAGGUUACGACGGGGUAAUUUGGAAGAUUUUCAUUCCCUCUCAAACAAAAGAAGCAAAAGUUUAACUAAUGCUCUCGAUGGAUCGUAUGUAUCUUACGAUAUAAAUUUAAAUGAAGACAAAGCGAAAAUUGACAUGAACAGUAAUGAGGAACCCCAGAAAGUAGUGUGUAAGCUUUAUGACGAUCCAAGAAAAAAGAGUGUCGAUCAUUCUCUUUCAAGUACAGAAAAUGAAUUCAUGGAAAUUGAUAAAGCAACAAGAGAACUUGAAAGAGAAAUUAGCAAACUGAACUCGGCUUUAAUCGAAGAUGAUAUAACAACACAAGGCGAACGGUUGUCAGUUUCCGACAUCCGACAUAAAUUUGAUAAACCAGAUGUUUCAUCACCAAAUCCCAUACCAAAGCCACGUAGAAGUCAUUACGGGGAUUCUAAUUCACAUGUUAACGGUAAUCUUAAAACUUAA
Parnassius apollo (apollo) is the source of this 1437-nucleotide messenger RNA. Lineage: Eukaryota; Metazoa; Arthropoda; Insecta; Lepidoptera; Papilionidae. The record is from the annotation of a GenBank genome assembly.